CAAUUGGCAGCUCCUUCAAGCCACCCCUUCUUCUAUCUUCUUCUACCAUGGGUCCGCUAUUCUUCAACCCUAAACUCAAUAUCCUACCAACACCCCUCUCCUCCUCUCCGUUAUUAUUCCCUCCUCUCCUCAAUCCCACUCCUCAACUAUCUCUCUCCUGGUUUCUUUCCACAUACGCUCUCCUUCUCUCCACGGCUCACUUCAUUGCCUCCCUCUUUGGUACCAACUCCUACCAUGACCCUGUUGCCAUGUCAUUUUUCUCUCACAAUCGCGUCCAGUUGCUUCACUGCCCUGACCACAACAUUACUCUAGUGUUCUUCUCAACUGGGUCCAACCAUGACCAAGUUGGGUUUUGGUUCUUCAGGUGAAAGAGAAUAAAUUGGAGGUUGCAAGCAAUGAAAACAAUGACGAUUUUUGUCGCAAAGUACCAAAUUAAUCAAAAGAUCUUGAGGAUUUUGGUGAACCCAGUUGGUGAUUUUGACGAUUGUUUAGCUGAUUUCAGCAAAAGGCCUGUUGUGGAUUAUUUCGGUUGUAAAUUGUUCAAGAGCUGGAUUGCGGAUGCUUGUCGGAGUUCACAUUUGCCUCAAGAAUGUCUGGUUUUGUUGAAGAAUGGUGCAUUAUUUAUGUUUGAUUUGAGAACUUAUUUUAAGCCUCAAAAACCAAAUGCCUGCAUUGAAGGCACUAGAUUGAGAGUUUUAUGGGGAUGAUUCAGUAAGUUUGAAGAACCGUAAAUAGCUGGGCUAUGAGUUUAGUUGGCAUCCUAGGAUUUUACUUGUUGCUGGAACUAAUACAGUAUUUUUAGUUGAUUUAAGGCUUGACAAGUCUAAUAUAAUUUGUUUAGCAAAUAUCGAGAUGUUGAUGUGGUAUGCUCCAGUAGGAAAGGAACAGUUCUUUGCUUUCUCGAGACCAAGAUCCAAUGGGUUUCAAUUUGUUUUGGCUUCUGAUAGUUUGUUAAUUCUUUGUGAUGUGCGCAAGCCAUUGAUGCCACUAUUGUACUGGGCUCAUGAUCUUGGUAAACCAUCAUGCUACAUUGAUGUGUUUAAAUUAUCUGAAUUAAGAUCACAAUCAAGCUCUGAAAUGCAUGAGUGGGCAACCGAAUCAGGGUUUUGCAUUAUAGUAGGAUCGUUUUGGGAUUGUGAGUUUAGGCUAUUUUGCUAUGGGCCUUAUUUGCCAGCUUGCAAAGAGUCUAUUACUUCAGGAAUUCAAAUUGUUAGAGAGGAUGCUCUUCCUGGGCAGAUUGAUUGGGGGCAAAAGAAAGAGAUGGUCCUCGGAUUUGGAAUUCUUAACUAGGAUCUAUCUCCAAUUUGCUGUCUGAGUCAGAUGAAUUUGGUGGAUUUAUUUUCAUUAGGCUAAUGUCUAUGGGAAAGCUUGCAGCUAAGAGAUAUUCUGCUUCAUGGGAGUUACUUACAAAAUUGCAUACCUCCCAUAAAGAUUCAUUAUGGACUUUUGAGUCAAACUUACUUUACUUUACUGAAGAUGAAGAGUUCAAAUUCCUCAAAAGAUUCAAAUAUUUGAAGCUUAAUUAUCUUAAUGGGUAUUUGAAUGGAAAUCUUGCUGAAAUCCUAGAUUCCAAAAUGAGAAUGCCCUGUAAGGGUCUUUUAGAGAACGAAUGCAGUCUAGACUUCAUGAAAUUUUGUGCAAGAAGUUGAAGGUUUUAUGAAUUUGAUCACUUCAGUUGUUCCCCUGCCAUUUCUGCUGUUUUUAAUGAAAUUAGCUUGUAAUU
Molecule: messenger RNA, 1723 nt
Organism: Rubroshorea leprosula
Lineage: Eukaryota; Viridiplantae; Streptophyta; Magnoliopsida; Malvales; Dipterocarpaceae
Source: the annotation of a GenBank genome assembly